AAUGACUGAUUGACAGUCAUAUUUCCGAACGAAACGAAACGUAUUUCGCCUGCUGCAUUGCAUCAAAAGACCUUAAAAAUUCAGUGUUUCCUAUUAUUAAUAUUCUAUUUGGUACGUUAGUGCAUCUUCCAGUUAGACAUGUGACAUUAAAAACCAGUUUUGCAUGUUGCGUGUGAUGAAUAAUGGUGAUAAAGUUGUUGUGUAGCGGUGACUGUUGAUGUGUCCAUUGAUGGGCCAUUGUAGGUGAAUGUUGUUUACGGUGUGGUGAAGGUGCGACUAGCGGCGCUGCAGGGCGGCGGCACGAUGCACGAGCUACUGAAGCAUGUGCUGACGGAGCGGGACCUCACCCGCGCCGGAGACAUCUUCGCGAUCCCUGACGCGGACAUUGUUGACGAUCUCAACGAAGUCUUGAAACAAAUAACUGAGAUAUCAUCUCGAGCAGACUACUGUCGGAACGACCGAGACCAGGCUCUGAUAGAAAUAUGUGUUGCGCGAGUCACAUCCUGUGUGAAGGAGACAGGUACCUUGGACAAGUAUUGCGGGGCUCUAGUGGCCCUGCUGGAGUCUUGUCUGCACCACAACCUGAUGCCCCUCGGCCACCUCCGGGAUGAUGAUCCACCUCAUGCUAAGAUUGCUUCAGAUAUCAUAGCAUGCAUUGUUUUGGUAUCAUUCCCACUUCAGUCUGACAAGGAGAACUAUGGCAAUAAGAGUGUAAUGGAGUUGUUCCUGCCAGUGGCUGUCCAGUUCUUGCACAAGGGCAACCGAGAGAUAUCACGUCACAUGGCGCGGUAUCUCUCACUAGCCGCUGUACAUCAUGCGGUGCUGCUGAAGCCACAUGUGCAGACUAUCAUGGACUCCAUUAUGUCAGGUAACUACCCUCUCUGCCGAAUCCUGACGAAUCUAUACGAGGUGUCUCCGGAGCCACUCGAGGGUCACACCCCAGCAUUGGUAUCGUUACUACCGCACGCUGAGCCGGUGGAGAAGAGCUCUUUAUUCGCCCUGUUUGAGCAAAUAGCAGCCCGCAAACCAGAAGCUCUGAAGACAUGUGUGCCACAGCUGUUGUCCUACUUGUGUCCUCAUACAGCCAGUCAGACUGAUCCAGGCUGCAUGUGUGUGGAUAUACUGCAGGUGAUAGCGAGUCUGAGCCGCAGUCGAGUGACGUUGGUGGUGGACCAAGGUCCGGCCGUGAAGCGGGCGGCGCGGCCGCCGCACGCCUCGCCGCAAGCUGUCACGCUAGUCGCCAACAUACUCACGCAGCUCGGGUACACCAGCAGGGAGUUGGCCCAGGAGGCGCUGAACUUCGUGGUGGAGCGUCUGGGCACGGCGCCGCGCGCGCUGCAGGCCGCGCUGCUGCGGGACGCCACCUCGCUGUGCAGCGCCUUCCCCGCACUCUUCACCGACAACCUACUCACCGCCGUGCGAGCUAACACCAGCAGCAAUCGUCCUAAGUCCGGGUCGAGUCAAAGCGAAGUGAAUCGAACAUCAACAGGGGUGACUAUUGUGAGACUGGGCGGGGGACAGACCCCUGCGGGGGCCGGCAAUACCGGAGGAGGGGGUGCUAGUACGGGGGGAGGGGUAGCUAGUACGGGGGGAGGAGGUAGUACGGGGGGCGUGGGGAAUGGGACUGGCAGCACUACGGGGAGUAGUACAGGGGCCGUGGCGGGCGCGGCGGGGGCUGCGGGCGGUACGGGCGGCUGGGGGCGGCGCGCCAAGCUGGGGGACUCGCGCAGCACGGGCCGUCUGCACCCCGGGCCCGCGCCGCAUCGCAGCAUGACCAGACUCAACGUACCUGGAGGUUCAGUGGGUGGUCUCCACAAGAGUAUGACGCGACUGUCAUCUUCGCAACAAAUCAACACGCCACCCAAUGGAACCACUAGUACAGUAGCAAACAGCAAACCCUCAUCAUCAUCAAGCGGCGUUGUGGGCAAGUCCAACGGGGGCAGUGGGGGCAACGGGGUAAACGGAGUCAAUGGAGCCAACGGGGCCAAUGGGGCCAGUAGUGGCAUCACAGUGACGAGCGUGUGCCCGGGCCGCGCGCCCCGGCCUGCGCCCCGCCCGCACCACCACCACAACAUACUCAUCGGAUCCAACGCUGGACCUAACAACCAAACCAUAAUAUCAGGACCGCCUCUAUCAACACAGUCGAUAUCAGUGAACCCGCUCACUCCGGGGAAGUCAUCGGAUGGUUUGACGCCGAUCACGUCCGCAGUAUCCAUCCAGCACUCCAACACAGCGUUAGGGAAUGUAUCGGUGGUGACAUCCAGUACGCCGGGCUCGGGGCCUAUAUCCGUGAGCCCCACCAACCCGAUCUCAAUCUCAGGGCCCGUGACGGUGACGUCACGACGGGCCAACAACACCAGCGUGACUAUGAUCAACACGAACAAUGGCUCGACCAACACAUCGGCCUCCAACCAUAGGAUCAGCGUGUUCGAGCCGUACCCCAUGCGGGAUACAGUGCAACACUUCUGUGAGAAGCACUUGGAUAAGAUCAAGGCGUACAUGGAUAAUGUGUCGCUACGACUGCCUCCGCCUGCUAAAUGUACUAUUGAAGAGCGUCGUUCGAAGAAGCAGGCGCGGCUAAUGUUCGUGUGCGGUCGUCGCGGCGCGCACUGCCUGUACGCGCGCUGCAUGUUCUCGGUGCGCACGCGCCUGCCGCGCGUCUGGAUCCACCUCAUGUUCCUGGCGCUGCAGGCCAGGCAUCCGUCCGCGCUGUCCUCCAGGGACCCCACCGUGGCCUCGCUCAAACACUGCUGGGACAUACUCAAGUGCGAGAAUAAAACCUUUCUGACGCUCGUCACUGGAGCCUUCCCUGGGAUCAAGGAACAAGAGAUGUUGCUGAAUGAGUUGCGUGCUGCGGGUUUCUUCGACGUAUUCGAAGUAGUGGCGCGGCGGAACGACGGCGCAGCUCUACCACCCACUCAGGCGACGUGGGGUUGCUUCCUGUGCACCCACCCGGAGCGCGCCGUGGGGUUCCUGGCGGCCGACGGCGCGCCCGUCAUCGAGGGACAGCUCAAGGAGAAGAAGGGCCGCUGGAGGAUCUUCCGCCGCUGGAGGACCAGAUACUUCACGCUCUCCGGAGCGCACCUGUCUUGUAAAGGAUCUAGCGGCGGCGAAAGCAUCGAUAUAAACCAAAUUCGAUCAGUAAAAGUAUCUCGAGGCGCGCGGAACAUUCCCAAGGCGUUUGAGAUAUUCACGGGAGACCAGACGCUUAUACUGAAGCCGAAAGAUGGGAAGAAUGCUGAGGAGUGGGUGCAGUGUCUCAGCAUCGCAGUAGCGCACUCACAGGCCAGGGACGCGCCCGCCAAGGCAAACAGUCUGCCUGCGCGGGGACUCACGCUCAAGAGCUUCUAACUGUAAGUUACGAACAAUCUCUAUACACAAGAUAAUAGACAAAGAGAGCAGAGUUACUUUCGUUUCGUAAUGGACUUGUAACGUAUGAUAAUCGUACAAAAGUUGCUUGCUCAUUAACUUCCCGCGUAAAUACUAAAAUAUGACGCCAGUGUUCAAUAAAGUCUACUUAUUAUAUUAAAUACAAACAGCCAUACACUCAUACAUAUACAAUAUGACUGAAUAUAAGACUUGUAUUGAAACAUGCAUUUUUAUAUAAAUUAUUACGUAAUAUAUCAAGUUGCUAAAGUAGCCAGUUAAUGUUCACAUUAUUAUAAAUGAUGUAUAAAAGUAAAAUAUUAUUGAAUGUAUAAUGUUUAGAGACAUUGGAAUGUAAUUGAUAUAUUGAUACAAAGAUCAGUGGGACUUGCGCAAACAGUUGCGCAGUGUUGUUCAUAUUUUGCGCAAGUUUAGUAUUAUAUUAAGCUUGAAUAUAUCCUGCUUGAUAUCAUUUGCCAGAUCAUAUGCGGUUGUAACGACGUACAGUCAUGUAUAUAAUUGAAAAUGCUCACAAAGUAUAGUGAUAAGUUUUAGAAUAUUGUACCCACAUUCCUUUGCAUAACGGGAAUAAAAGGUAUUUAAUGUUAUCGUCUUCCUGUAGAAUCUAUACUUUGCAAAUUCUCGGUGUAUAUUUCAAUUUAUACGGCAUUGUAUGUACUUAAUGGAAACAUAAUGUAUGUGUAAAGUUUCUAAAACUUUAUGCGCAAGUGAAGCGUAAAAGUCGUGUGGACUAAUUUCAAGCGUUUUGAAAUUGCAUGAUCUUAAUUCGAUCCCUAAGUAUUUUGUAUGAAUAAUAUGUAUAUUGCUUACAAUUUUAAUCUAAUUUUGGCAAAAAUCAAUUUUUAUUGUCCAUUUUAUUAAGUCAUUUAUUUAUUUGUUACAAUAUUUUAGUGCCUUAUAAAUGAUAAGUUUGUUUUAUUGCGCUUAAAGUACAAUAGAUAUUUACAAUUUUGUUUAGUGGUAGAUUAAUGUACAGUGACGCGUAGGCAACAAAGUUAUAUUUAGUCAUACAGGCUCUUUAUUCGAGCUGGUUUUAUUGAGUUCUUUUAGGACACGUUAUCCGUCCGUUUUGUUUUAAAAUGUCGUAAAUAAGUAUACUCAGAAAUAUAUUAUGCAUAUAAAAGUCAAAUGUUAACUUAAAAAAACAUUUUGCAACAUUGAUUUGCGUAACUGGAUUUGGAAAGGAAUUUUAUAAAUCAUUGACUUCAGAGUGAAACUCGUUUUUUUUAACGAUAUUAUGUUAAUCAAUAAUUUUAUUUAACAUUUAUUGUACGAAAUAAUUUGUAAGAUUUUUUGACAAAUUGAGAUUUUAUGAAGAUGUGAAAGCUAGAAGACUGAAAGCUGGUCAAAUGUCGUAGCUACUUAUUGUUGCGUGUCUGACGGACUAACAAUAAUACUAAACACAUUCUGACAACCCAAGCUUAGUUCCGUGUGAACUGCGGAAGGACUCAGAAUACAAAGCAGUUACUUAAUAUUUAUGUUUGGUUAAAGUAUUUUGUGAUUCAAAAUUAACAUUCCCGUCCUGUUCAGUGCUUCUAAAUAAUAAUAAAAUUAUUAUGUACUGUUGUGGUCUCAAAAAUCAUUAUAAAUGGUUGUAACGCGAAUGACAUUAGUCUUAAGUAGUUUUAAGUUGACUUACGAGGGGAGGAACUUGAAAGAAAAAGAGCAAAAACGAGACAUUUCAAAAUACUGAUCAUCCGCCCCAAGAUUGAAGUUUAGUUUCUAAAUGUAAACCAGUACUUAACUUGCCAUCUCGCAUUUUACGAAAGCACAAUUUAUCACGUUUUGUAAUAAUAAGUAAGUUUGCUUUAUUACGUAACAUUUAGUUAUCUGUCACUCUCUGAACCUGAGGUUGUUAUCACCAAAAAAUCAAGUGUUCAUUGGUAAACCAAAUUGUUUCUUUGUUAGAUUACGUUUAAUGCUAUGUAACAUAACAGCUUGCUUGUAGCCGGGCCUGAACAGAGCAACUGAACUGAAUUAUGACGUGUAAAAGUGUUCUUUUGUAGCCUAUUUGCAAAAAUAAAUUCAUUUCAAUUUAUUUACGAACUUUACGAACAUUCUGACAAAAUAAUCAACUUUUUCUAUCAGUUGCACAGCUUUAGGCCCCUUUUUAGUGCUUAUGGGUGCUUCAGAAUAAUAUAAUAACUUAUAUAAACUAAACCAAUAACGUCCAUUAUACAAGUUAUACAUAUAAUAUAAAUAAAUAAUCUAGUUGUAUAUAAUCGUAUUGUUAUCUAAUUGAAUCAGAUUUUAUUGAAGGAUACGCCUGAAAACGCCACCGAAUUUAAAUGAAAUGUUUAAUGUAUUGUUUUAAUUAUUGCAAGAAACAAACUUUGUAUUGAUGUUUUGACAUGGUUUGUGAGUAUCUCCACUGAAUAUACACGUUUAUAUCUACAUGUUGUAUACUAUAGAGCUCGGUAGAUGUUGAAGGUACAUGUAUUUUUAAGCCAGUGCCCAUUUUUUUAUUCAGAUUACUAGUACGUCAUGGCGAUAUGUAAGAUCAUAAGUACAUAUCUAUUUGACCUUUUUAGUAACUUUUCGGAUCAAUUAAUUUUUACUGUGUUAAUUGUUCAAUUGUUGUCUUCCAUUUAAAUUUGAUUAGGCAGUUGCUUAACUAUGUUGUGAAAAUAUCCAAUUCCAAUUGUUGUACUCAUUUGGUUCAUCCAAUGGUUGCUAGUGUUCAUUGGUAUAUAUAUUCACUAUGACGUACUAGCACUCUGUGAGUAGUGUAAGAUGAUACAGUUGCCAAAAUAAAUGAUAUAUCAUAGCUUCGAUAGCCAAUAAACAGUUGUACAUACAAAUAUUUAUAUGAAACAUGUUGAUUAAGUUUAAGUGCUGCGGACAACUUAUGAACUUGGUGCUACAAUAUAAUAAUAUAGUAAUGAUAGUGUGAAGCUCGCUUCCAGUCGGUAUACGAGUGGCACAGGGCCCGUAUCGUGUACUCUUUGGCUCAUGUACUUAAAACUGCCCUAUUUAUUAGUUAUUACAUUAGUUGUUUGUA
Molecule: messenger RNA, 6388 nt
Organism: Spodoptera frugiperda (fall armyworm)
Lineage: Eukaryota; Metazoa; Arthropoda; Insecta; Lepidoptera; Noctuidae
Gene: melt
Product: protein melted
Exons: 14
Coding region: 304-3351 (1015 amino acids)
Biological process (GO): regulation of signal transduction
Cellular component (GO): plasma membrane
Molecular function (GO): phosphatidylinositol-5-phosphate binding
Source: RefSeq, a predicted model, not a curated record